CGGGUGACGUCAGUGCCGUGUGCGGUGCUGAGGCGGCGUGCGCCCGUGGUCUGUGCGUGCGCCUCUUGUGUGUAAAGUCUAUGGGCGAGACAAAGGCGGCGGACCGGGGUCAGGCAGCGCACAGCGAGGAGCUCCGUUUGCAUCGAAAAAGCUGCUAGUGGCUAACACUAGCUACUAGUGCUGCCCACAACUGAUCGCCUCCUCCUAUUGCCUUCUUCUCAUCUUACCCUCAACAACUUGUCUUCAAACAGGAAGAGGGCUUUCUCGGAUAAGACAAGACGAAGGUGACUCAUCGACACAGGCUUUUGUGAGCUGAUGUGAGAUCCCGGAGACUAUGCCUAGCCCUUUAUUCCACCCCGAAAUUAUGGACCACGACGUGGUGAUCAGCAGCCAGCACAGCGGGGAUCAGGAGUCCCGGGAUGAGGAGCACCAGGAGGCACUCCGCUUUGCCUUGGACCAGCUGUCACUCAUGGCUCUGGACAAAGUGGACUGUGGUGGCGGGGGCAAUGGGCUGGACGCCUUGGAUGGGACCCCGGCUUCAGGCUCCGAAGGCUGUAAUGGAGUGGGCGGAGGAGGCUACGUGGAUCUGCAGAUGCUGGACCACCCCAGCGGGUCGCGAGAUUCGCCCACAUCUUGCUCCCCUUCCCCGGAAUAUUAUGGGUCAGGCGGCUACCACAUGGCUGGCUCUCACUCCAUGCUUCACGGAGAACAAAGCUCGGUGCUCUGUAACAGGAAAAGAAGUGUAAACAUGACCGAGUGUGUCCCCGUGCCCAGUUCUGAGCAUGUGGCGGAGAUUGUGGGCAGACAAGGCUGUAAGAUCAAGGCAUUGCGUGCAAAGACAAAUACCUACAUAAAGACUCCAGUUCGGGGUGAAGAUCCUGUGUUUAUAGUGACUGGCCGAAGGGAGGAUGUGGAAAUGGCAAAGCGGGAAAUCGUGUCGGCAGCUGAGCACUUCUCCAUGAUCAGAGCUUCACGCUGUAAAGCGGGGGGCCCAGGGGGCGGCGGCUCGCUCCCUGGCCCCCCUCACCUUCCAGGGCAGACUACAAUACAGGUGCGGGUGCCAUACAGAGUUGUGGGCCUAGUUGUGGGACCAAAAGGAGCCACUAUCAAGCGCAUCCAGCAGCAGACACACACUUAUAUCGUGACCCCGAGUCGAGAGAAGGACCCUGUGUUUGAGGUGACUGGGAUGCCUGAGAACGUGGACCGAGCACGGGAGGAGAUUGAGACGCAUAUCACGCUGCGAACCGGCACCUUCGUGGAUCUGCAGGGAGACAACGACUUCCACACCAAUGGCACUGAUGUCAGUUUGGAGGGCCUGGGUGCACUGAGUGCUGGCCUAGGAGCCUCGCUGUGGUCCCGGGCAACUGGGCACCACUCAGGCCCCUCUCCCCCCUCGCCUCCCCCGGCCCUCUCCAUGGCCAUGCAGCAUUCAACUGGGCGUAAGCUGUCCUCCGCAACAUACCAUUCGCACAAUGGCAACCUGAACUCUGAUGGUUUCACUAACAGUCGCAAAAGCAAUGAAGGGGGUAGCCCCACCAGUCCCUUUAGCACUGGCUCCAGCAGUGCUGGGGGGGGGCUCAGUUUUGGAGGUGACUCUACACCAGGAUUGCCUUCCUCUGAUGAACUGGGCUUCGAGUUCAGCACUUCCAACAUUUGGGCACCUUUUGUGAAUGGGACUGCCUCCAAGUCAAGCUCCUCACAGCAGCCCCUGCGCAGGAACAGCAGUGGUCUGAGUGGAGGGGCCAUUACACCUCGUCUGUCGCCUACUUUGCCUCAGGACACAGCCAUAGGAUCUCUGGAGCACCCGCUGGCCCGUCGCGCGCAGAGUGACCCACUCAGCACCCUGUCCUGGCUGCAGUCGGGCGGCAGCAGCGGCUCUUUCUCAGCAGCAUCCAGUUCCAGCUCAGGUGCGUCCUCCACUGGG
This is a messenger RNA of Boleophthalmus pectinirostris (great blue-spotted mudskipper), 1924 nucleotides long. Its product is annotated as RNA-binding protein MEX3D-like. The record is from RefSeq and is a predicted model, not a curated record. The annotation marks the transcript as partial. The transcript is spliced from 5 exons. Gene Ontology annotation, molecular function: RNA binding. Lineage: Eukaryota; Metazoa; Chordata; Actinopteri; Gobiiformes; Gobiidae.